This is a messenger RNA of Psammomys obesus (fat sand rat), 3608 nucleotides long. It is a transcript of the gene Nus1, whose product is annotated as NUS1 dehydrodolichyl diphosphate synthase subunit. The transcript has 5 exons. Gene Ontology annotation, molecular function: ditrans,polycis-polyprenyl diphosphate synthase [(2E,6E)-farnesyl diphosphate specific] activity. The record is from RefSeq and is a predicted model, not a curated record. The coding region runs from base 164 to 1066 and encodes 300 amino acids. Gene Ontology annotation, cellular component: dehydrodolichyl diphosphate synthase complex; endoplasmic reticulum membrane. NCBI's taxonomy places the organism in Eukaryota, Metazoa, Chordata, Mammalia, Rodentia, Muridae.
GCGGCGGGGGCCAGCUGAGGUGUUGGCGCUGGCGAGGGGCUCGGGCGCGGGGGGUGGGGGGACGCGGGGCGAUGGCCCGCGCCGGCCGCCGGGGAGGAUAAGACGCCGUCGCGCCGCGGGUGUGGGCCGGAGGGAGGAGACGGUGCCCGAGCGCCCCAGGAGUAUGACGUGGCCGUACGAGCUGGUGUGGCGGGUGCUGCACGCGCUGCCCUGCCUGCACCGCACGCUCGCCUCCUGGCACCGCACGCUCGCCUCCUGGCUCCGCGUUCGCUUCGGCACCUGGAACUGGAUCUGGAGGCGCUGCUGCCGCGCCGCCUCCGCCGCGGUCCUAGCGCCGCUCGGCUUCACGCUCCGCAAGCUCCUGGCCGUCGGCAGGAACCGGCGUCAUCACCGGCACCCGCACGGGGGACCCGGACCGGCCGCCGCCCACCCCCGGCUGCGCUGGCGCGCGGACGGCCGGUCCUUGCAGAAGCUGCCGGUGCACAUGGGCCUGGUGAUCACCGAGGAGGAGCAGGAGCCCAGCUUCUCGGACAUCGCGAGCCUCGUGGUGUGGUGUAUGGCCGUGGGGAUCUCCUACAUUAGCGUCUACGACCACCAAGGUAUUUUCAAGAGAAAUAAUUCCAGAUUGAUGGAUGAAAUUUUAAAACAACAACAGGAACUUUUGGGCCUAGAUUGUUCCAAAUGUUCACCAGAGUUUGCAAAUAGUAACGACAAAGACGAUCAAGUUUUAAAUUGCCCUUCGGCAGUGAAGGUGCUGUCCCCAGAAGACGGAAAAGCGGAUAUUGUGAGAGCUGCCCAGGACUUCUGCCAGUUAGUAGCCCAGCAGCAAAGGAAACCCACAGAUCUGGAUGUAGAUCUACUAGAUGGCUUACUUAGUUCACAUGGUUUCCCUGAUCCUGAUUUAGUGUUGAAGUUUGGUCCUGUGGACAGCACAUUAGGCUUUCUUCCCUGGCAAAUCAGAUUGACUGAGAUUAUCUCUUUGCCUUCUCAUCUAAACAUCAGUUAUGAGGACUUUUUCUCCGCUCUUCGGCAGUAUGCAGCUUGUGAACAGCGUCUGGGAAAGUAAUGGUCCCUGAUUGCGUAUUAUGAAUCCAGGCUUUUGGAGAAAAGGACCCAAGUGACUCUGAUGUUUACAAAAUACCUAUAAAACCCUGUACACACCUAGUUCAUAUUCCUCAUAAUUUAUCAACAAACACAAAAAAGUGUCUUACUUGAGAGCGAGUGUGUGUGUGUGUGUGUGUGUGUGUGUGUGUGUGUGUAUGAAAAUAAAUUUAUAAAUGGGGGCACAUUGGAGAAUGGAGUAUAUAGACCUACAGUUCAAGCAAGUAGCAGCAGUGUGUGUCUUAGCAGCUGAGAGAUUUCGGGCAUAAAGGCUUCAGCUCCUGCUACUUCCCUGUUUUUGUGGGGAGUAUAGGGAGUGAGUACAGCUGUUCUAGUUGUUUUUUUGGGGGGAGAUAAUUUUUGUUUAGUCUUUCUUAAUGACCAAACUUUAAUUUCUAAGAAUAAUAUAUUGAGUUACUGAGAGGAAGUAUUCUCAUUGUGAGCGGCAUUCAGAGGCUCUGGAUGUUCACUCGUUGAAUAUUUGCUCACUUGCAGAGCGAAGGGAACAUCCUCAGAUUUCCGUCCAUUUCAUUUCUUCAUUACAGUAAACAGUAUGACUUGAGAGGACUGGUUUGGUGUCUCUUCUGGGUUAUAAAGAUCAUACUGAAGUAUAGAAUAUAAAACUUUUAAAUUCUGAAUUAGGCAGUUAAAAACCAAAAAGGUAAAUAAGCAGUCAUCUUAAAGAUGCAAAACUUCCGAAAGAACAGUUUUGAUUUUCUUAUUUGUGUGAUGAAUAGUAUGGUAUAUAGUACCCAAAGCAUUUUAAAAAAUGUUUCCAUUAGCUUUUUGUUUAAAAUAAACAUUUGUGAGAAGUUACCAAGGCAGCUUUUCCUCAGAAGUAACCUGCUCCUCUCAAGUGGCACUGGGAUUUUCUCUUCCCAGUUAGUCUCGUGACAACUGCAUGAGGGUUAAAUGGGAUAUGGGGGCUUGUCUGAGCAUAACUGAACUUGAUCUUCUGUGUUCUCUUGUAUUACAGAGAACAGCACUGGUUCUGACAGAAUUGAAUUCUUGACAGGUUAAUGUUUUGUUUUUUUUUUUCUACACUACUAAUCUUUGGAUGGAAAUCAUUCUUUAUAUUUGAUGGAUAGUUUUCAGAAAACUUUUAUCAACAAACAUACAAGAGUUAUGUGCAUUUAGAAUAGAGUGGUUUAAAUACUAGGCCUCAGAAAUCUGAAAAAAAUAGCAAAGGACAUGGAUUUGGAAAAUAAUAUGGUCUGGAACUGCUUGUCAGACUCUGAAGAAUACAUGUUUCAGCUUUGGAUUACAAACCCCAUUUAUGAUUUUUAAACUAUACUUGAAAUAAAAUGAUUAAAAUGAAUUUUGGUCCAGUGACAUUACUUUGCACUUCAGUUUUGAUUUUUUUUUUUUUUUUGUACAAAAUUUUAAAGUCUUAAUUUAUUGCCAAAAUUUUGUGUGAAGCUACAAUGUAUCUAAAGGUUAUUAGUGAAUUCUCUGUUUCUGUUUCCCUGUGCUGUGUGGGAUUUGUGUUCCUCUGGUUUUAUUUCACCAUGGCAGGCUAAUUUAAGGCAGUUUAAGGCCUUUUAUAAACAUGAUAGGCCUUUAUAGACUAUGCACAGCUUUAAUAAAUUAAAUUUACUGGGCCCAAUUGAAAUAAGAGGAUUCAAGGUUUGUUAAAAUGAAGUUUGCCAAGUUACCCUUUGGAACAGAGCCAAAAUCCUAGAGUUGAGUUUUUAUACUUUCUUCCUUCUGAAGUGUAACAGCAAAGCAAAUCCAUAGCAUAUGACCCAAGACUGUUGUGGCUUUAGGAAAAAUUUCGUAAGCAAGCUGAGGGUUUUGAAUUUAAAUCUAGGCAUUCAGGAAUCUUCUCAUAUCAGAUCAACUGCCAAUGCAGUCUCCACAACCUGAAAAGCACUGGGCAUUCUUCAGUUCCUACCAGGAUCAUCCCGAGGUGGCUGUCAUCAAAACUCUCUUUGUGCUCCCAAGGAACUUCGUGUCCAUGUGUAUUAAAGGUUUUCUCUUUAAAUUGUUUCUUCUUGACACACUCCACAAUGGAAAAGACACCAAGUCAAAGCUACUCAACAGAUGGUGUGUGGCAUAUAAAGAGGUUAGAGGGAUUAACUUCAUGUUGGAGUCUGAUUGUAGAUUGAGCCUUGAAACUGAAUAGUUAAUUGUUUGAAGUUGAAAAGCUGAUUAUAAUGUGAAUAGCAAAUUCUGGUAUGUUGUGACUAAGGCUUAAGAAUGCCUGUUUCUGACAAAAUAUUCCAUUAUUAGUGAACAGUGCCAAAUAACACUGUGCAUAUCGAUAAUUUCCCAUUUGAAUGUAUGAAUGUGUGUUAAUUAGCUGCUCCCAUCUGUAUGAAGGUUGGUCCCAUGCUUAGAGUCAGUGAAGUCCUUGUGAUGUUUGUUAUGCCUGUAGAUUUUGGCGACAUGUAAAUAAUGUAUACAGCAAGUUUUUAUGAUUAAGGAAUCAAAUUUAUUGAAUUUUAUUAUUGAAAGUUGAAAUAAAGAUGUAUGAACCAAAAAAAUCAAUAAAAGAAUAUACUCUU